This is a messenger RNA of Saccostrea echinata, 1135 nucleotides long. RefSeq names its product peptidase inhibitor 15-like. Lineage: Eukaryota; Metazoa; Mollusca; Bivalvia; Ostreida; Ostreidae. Gene Ontology annotation, cellular component: extracellular region. The transcript is spliced from 8 exons. The record is from RefSeq and is a predicted model, not a curated record. Bases 1 to 1092 code for a protein of 363 amino acids.
AUGCAGGGCCUUCUGGUUUUGGUAAUAUGCUUGUCUUUGACAGAUAUCCUGGUGGCAAGGAAAUUCCAGCUUCCUGUUGAAUGGGAUGAAAAGCGAGAGCUUGACAAACUUGCAGAAGAUUUACGCGGUCUCGAGAUAUCCAAUCCCAAAGGUCAGGUUAGAAUCGCCAGAAGUGCAAGACAGAAGCGACAGAGCAAUUCUGAUGAACAAGAAUUCCUAGACGCUCAUAACGAUGCAAGAUCCAUUGUCAGCCCUACCGCCUCAAAUAUGAGAAAGAUGAAAUGGAGUAAUGAGUUAGCCCAAGUUGCUCAGAACUACGCCAACAAAUGCAUAUGGGGCCAUAAUUCGGCACGAACUACGGAGACUAAGGCCCUGACCUCUCAGUUCAGCUAUGUAGGCGAGAAUCUCUACGUCACCUCCAGAAGUUAUGUUAAUCCUAGUUCUGCUGUGGAAUCCUGGGAUAGCGAGAAGAGUGACUAUACAUACAGUAACCUAGCAUGCGCGGGAGUGUGUGGCCAUUACACCCAGGUAGCUUGGGCAAGCUCGGAGUAUGUAGGAUGUGCCACUAGUACUUGCUCUUCCUUUUCCGGAUUAUCCAGCUCCUUCAACGGAGGAACAAUUGUUGUCUGCAAUUAUGGACCCGGAGGUAAUUACAAUGGCCAGAAGCCGUACAAGUCUGGAACUUCCUGCAGUUCUUGUCCUAGCGGUUACUCUUGUUCAAAUAACCUUUGCACUGAUGGUAGCGAUGAUAAUGGUUCUGGGUCUUCCUCUGGGUCUAGUGGGUCUUCGUCUGGAUCUGGCUCCUCAUCUAAUACCGGAAGUAGUGGUUCUACGUCAACAAAUACCGGCAGCGGUGAAACUCAAAAUGAGGAUUGUUAUACGGGUGAUGGGUCUAACUACCAGGGUACGGUCAGUACAACGGUCAGUGGGAAAACUUGUCUGGUCUGGUCUAGUGUCUUCUCCUCCCUUCCUAACAACAACUACUGCAGAAAUUACUUCGCUGCCUACGGGUUUACCAAACCUGUUUGUUACAUGAGGCCCGGCACUUACUACGUAGAAUCCUGUGGGAUCCCCAAGUGCAGCAAGAAAUGAACAACGUAUUUGUUAUGAUCUGAAGGCAAUAAAUGGACUGCCC